GGGUCAGAGGUUUUAGAGCUAUGUCCAGGAGGGUCAGAGGUUUUAGAACUAGGUCCAGGAGGGUCAGAGGUUUUAGAGCUAUGUCCAGGAGGGUCAGAGGUUUUAGAACUAGGUCCAGGAGGGUCAGAGGUUUUAGAACUAGGUCCAGGAGGGUCAGAGGUUUUAGAGCUAUGUCCAGGAGGGUCAGAGGUUUUAGAACUAGGUCCAGGAGGGUCAGAGGUUUUAGAACUAUGUCCAGGAGGGUCAGAGGUUUUAGAACUAGGUCCAGGAGGGUCAGAGGUUUUAGAACUAUGUCCAGGAGGGUCAGAGGUUUUAGAACUAUGUCCAGGAGGGUCAGAGGGUUUUAGAGCUAUGUCCAGGAGGGUCAGAGGUUUUAGAACUAGGUCCAGGAGGGUCAGAGGUUUUAGAGCUAUGUCCCAGGAGGGUCAGAGGUUUUAGAACUAGGUCCAGGAGGGUCAGAGGUUUUAGAACUAGGUCCAGGAGGGUCAGAGGUUUUAGAACUAGGUCCAGGAGGGUCAGAGGUUUUAGAACUAGGUCCAGGAGGGUCAGAGGUUUUAGAACUAUGUCCAGGAGGGUCAGAGGUUUUAGAACUAGGUCCAGGAGGGUCAGAGGUUUUAGAACUAGGUCCAGGAGGGUCAGAGGUUUUAGAACUAUGUCCAGGAGGGUCAGAGGUUUUAGAACUAGGUCCAGGAGGGUCAGAGGUUUUAGAGCUAUGUCCAGGAGGGUCAGAGGUUUUAGAACUAGGUCCAGGAGGGUCAGAGGUUUUAGAACUAGGUCCAGGAGGGUCAGAGGUUUUAGAACUAGGUCCAGGAGGGUCAGAGGUUUUAGAACUAGUUCCCUGUUUCCAGGCA
Messenger RNA from Coregonus sp. 'balchen', 851 nucleotides. The record is from the annotation of a GenBank genome assembly. Lineage: Eukaryota; Metazoa; Chordata; Actinopteri; Salmoniformes; Salmonidae.